AGUUUGUUCAUGUUGGAAUGAUCUCCAGCAUUUCAUUUGUUUGUUCAAUGGGAUAUUAUCAUUUUUUUGACUGUGUACACAGUUUUUCACUCUCAAUAGGAAAAGUGUGGGCAGAAGAUAUUUGAAGAGGUAAAAAAAGGGUUCCAAAUAAAACUCACACAUCAGAGUGUUCACGAAGAGAUUGGUACAGUAUUGCCUCGCAAAAUGACUUUUGGCGUUUCUCCACUGUUACUUGUGCUACUCCUGUUAUCUGUGUAUGGAUCAUCACAUGGUUGCCUGCAGGAUUCUGCCUCAGCAUACAGAUUCAGUGGAACAGUGUGCCGUCUCACAUACCCUGCAGCAGUUGUGUUGAAUGAAAAAACCACCAAAGUGAUAGAGGCAGCAUUCCAGCAUGCCAGAUAUCCCGACGUAAAGGCAGAAAAGAACGUGCCCUUCUUUGGCAAAGUCUCAUAUGGCCUUGAGAAUUUGGAAAUUCACAAUCUGACAAUUGGUCAGAGCUCCUUUGAACUUCAUGCGGGUGAAGGCAUCGCCAUAGAGAUAAGCAAUGUAUCUGCAGCCUUCAGUGGGACCCUCUACUAUGGUUAUGGCGGCUUUCUAGUCAGUGUUGUUCAGUCAAUCAAUUUUGAGAUUGAGUUCCAGAUUGAUCUUGGAAUCAACCCCAAACUUUAUUGCGGCGAGGGGAAGGUAGCAGCAGACACAUCAUCUUGUUCCUUGAACUUUGACAAGUUGCGUUUGCACCUGCAGGGUGAUAAAGAACCAAACUGGCUCAAGAAGCUCUUCACUGACUUCAUCACAUUCACUGUCAAACUGGUUGUCAAGGGACAGGUUUGUAAGGAGAUCAACAAAGUGGCAAAUAUAUUAGCUGACUUCAUACAGGAGAGAGCAGAGCAAUUCCUCAGUGACGGAGACAUCAGUGUAGAUAUCGGCGUGACCACUGCGCCCACCAUCACUGCAAACUACAUAGAAUCCUACCACAAGGGAUUAACAAAUUACAAAAACACUUCUGCGGUGAUUUACGAGUCAGCAUUCAACCCCCAACAACUAACUGAAAAUAAAAUGCUCUACUUUUGGAUCUCAGAUGAAGUCUUAAACCCCAUGAUAACAGCUGCCCACCAAGAUGGUCGCUUCCGGCUCAACAUCACUGGACCAGAGUUAACUGAACUUUUCAAGACAGACCUCUCUACAAAGAUGCCUGAUUUUUUCAGAAAGUUCCUCACGGAAAGCAGUUUUCCCGAAUUACAUGUGUGGAGUUCUUCUGUGCCCUUUCUUAACACCUCCACUUUUGGGACAGCUGUCUGGGUUGAGGUCUCUGGUCAACUCCGGUGUGGAAGUCAAGACAUCCUAUUUUUUCAGACAUUCAAAACUACUGAUGUCACAGCUUCUUAUGCCAACAAAAAUGUCUUACUUCACGCCAAAUCAUCACAGGUUGUUACACUAAAGGCUGAAUUGUACCAAAAUCCUUUGUCAGAUCAAGGACAACUGGAUUUCAUCCAAGAAGCUGUGAUGAAGAUAGGCAUCCCCAAAGUGUUGUCUGUGCUUGAAACACAAAUCACUAGACUGUUGAACAAGCAGGGAGUACACCUCUUUGACAUCUACAACCCAGAGGUGCUUCCUCGGGAUGGAUUUGUGAUUAUACAGAUGGACUUUGGGUUCCCUCAUCACCUCCUUGUCGACUUCCUUAAGAUGACACUGCAGCAAACAGGCCAACCUCAGGAAUAGGGGAUCAAAAAUUGAACACGAAGUUUAGGAACAUUUAAAGUACCGUAUUUUCCGCACUAUAAGACGCAUCAGAGUAUAAGGCGCACCUUCAGUGAACGGCCUAUUUUAAAACAGCUUUCUUAUAUAGGGCUCUUUGCCUUAUAGAGAACAGUAGUAGUAGUAGUAGUAGUAGUGGUGGUUAGGAUUGCGUUUUACAUACACGAGAUGUACGUAUGAGGUGCUGCGCUAAAGGGAAUGUCAUCCCAUGAUUAACCAAUAUUGAUCCAUAUACAAGGCGCAUUGGAUUAUAUGGUGCACUGUCUGCUUUUGAGAAAAUUGAAGGCUUUUAGGUGUGCCUUAUAGUGCAGAAAAUACAGUACCUCAACCUAGUUUUGCAGGUAGCACUGCAAUUUGUAUAUACAUUAGUACAGUUGUAUGUUUAUUUGUGUGAUUGCAUUGGUAUUAGGGUUAAUAUAGCAAUACUUAGCUUGGUAAAAGUUUUUAAUUUCCUUGUUUGAUUCUUAUUGACUAAUCUUAAAGGGGAACUGAAGAGGUUUUCAGAUUUCGCUCUUAAGUGUUUUACUCAGUUGAAUUUUAUUAAAUGCGUCAUUCGCUCUCUCAAAAAGUCACUUAAAAAAAAAAUAAAUAAAUAAUUGACCGCGUAGUUUUUGAGUUAUGGCCAUAGCAACACCAUAGCAACGAGGGACGCGCCGUCCUGCCGACCCCUACCUCGUGACGUAACUUCCAGGAAGCCUCGCCACCACUCUGAACACGGAAAUAUAGCACCACGCCAUCCUCGCCAUAUAUUGCAAACAUUUUCUGGGUUUUACUCGCGGGAUUCGUCAUGCCAUCUCGAUGUGUAGCGAUAUGAAUUACUCACAGGAAGACUCGAGACUCUAGGAGUGGUCCAAAAAAAAACUUCCCCUGCAAAGGUUUGGACCGUUUUUGUUAGCAUGCAUACAGGUCCCCAAUCGGCUCAUUGUUUUCAUCAUUUCAGCCACGACAGCUUUGAAAACCUACAACAAUGCAACCUUGGUUUUCCAAAGACGUAAGUAGAACAUUAAUGGCUUUUUUUUUUUUUUAUAAACGAGGGAGACUCCUACUGCCAGUUUGUUGAAGUGCGACAUUUUUUUUUUUUGCUGUUGGCCUGUCGUAAGUAGAUAGGUUGGCUGACAUGUCGUCUACUCAUGUGAUUUUAUUACUAUAUCAAUAGGUGUUAUGUAAAUUCAAAUGUCCCCAGCACCAAAUAGGUCCUUGGCUCGUUGUUUUUUUUAUAUUUCAACAUCAAGGUCUGCCUAUUUGAAGAGGGAACAAUAGCAUCAAAUAGAUGCUGGUAUGACUGGGGCAUUAUUAUUUGAUCACCAAGAAAUUAUUAUUAAAUUAAAAUUAGGAUUCAUCCAAUAUUUUCAUGCUGCUGUGAUUUUUUUUUUUCCUCCAGGAAGCCAAACAUAUAAAAUUAAGUGGCGGAAACCCUCAACACGAUGAAAAAAGCGUUGCAAGUCAGUUGCCACCCAGUUUCCCAAAAUCAAGAGAGAGUGGGUCGAGUCAUAUGAUGACCGAAGUGAUGCGGUGUCCAGCGAUGACGACUGAAGAGAUCCUAUGAGGCCUGCCAGAUGCUGAAUUUCUUCCGUCUGCGACAUCAGAUGACGAUGAUUUAGGAGAAAUAAAUGUAGCAAAUUUUGAUGACAUGAAAUCAUAAACUAGUCAUAUAUACAGUACACAUUUUUUAAAAGAAAAAUCAAGUUACCUUCGUAUUUUAAUGAUAAUGCAUUAUCUUUGUAUAGAGAACACUUCAUGCUACAGAAAAGAGUAAAUUCAUAUUUCCCACUGCCAUUAUCAUUUUUCAAUGUUGCGCUAGUCCGUUGCUAUCCUAACUUUGUGUUGCUUACUAAAAUUAUGCUCUUUGAUGUGUGCCGUUGUGUGCUUGGUAUAACAUGUUGUGUCACAAUCUGACAACGAAAGCUAAUGCUGAUUCAACAUAAACCUGGUAUCAUUAUUGCGGCCUAUUGAAUAUUUUUUCAGAAUGUAAUAUAAUUACAAUAUUUUAUAUAACAAUAGAAUACAUUAAACAGUCAACAAAAUGUGUCAAUGUUGUUAACAAUUUAUGGUUUUAUUUUUUUUAAUGAAAUUCAUGCCCCUGUCAGUGCUUCAGCCUCUGCAAGUUUGGCUCUCACGUCUGGGAUCUCCUGAUGACACAGGCAUACUCUUGGAAGGGUAAUUACUUGAUGGUUUACAGCAACACCUGGAAAAUAAAAUGGUUUUGUCAUUUAUUUUGAAAUAUCAAUAACAUUUCAUUCAUUUACCCACAUUUGGGCUAGCUUUACCAUAUUUAGAUCGGUAGGAGCUGUCCCAUUACCUAAUAUCCAGUUUUAGCUAUGUGUAGAGCAUGGAAAAAUAUACAACCAUGUAAUCGCAUUCUAAUAAAAAAAAUCACGAUGCUGGACUUACCACUCACUCUCCCGUUCGUGAAGUGUCGAGCUGUCAAUUGGCGUCAUGACGCCAUCUGCUGUGUCAAGUAAAUCGCUGUCAUCUGACGCCUCAGGUUCAAACAUGUAGGGAUUAAUUGUAGUUCAUCUUUCCUGGGAGCCUUUGCCAUCGGUAGCGUCACGAAAGAGCGAUCCUGAAUGGUUACCUUUGGUGGAAAUAUCACUGACAUCGUUGUUGCUGCUAUGUUAGCUGUGGGUAGUCUUCUGUUGCCUACGUCACACUUCCGGGUUUGCGAAGGGACCAUUAACGGAGUGCAAAAAAAAUAAAAAAACGCAAAUUAUCCUUACAAUUACGUGUUGAUAAUGUCAUGGUUGUUUUGAGGAACUUGUCCCAAGUUUAUAUUCAUAAAAUUACACCAAAAUCCGGAAAGGUCUUCAGUUCCUCUUUAAUAGAGAUUUGUGUACAUCAUCCUCUAGUGGUUGGCCGCCAUUACUGGGGUGUUUGCACACCUAUAGCAGCCCAGCGUCAGUCAAUGUAAACUGUUUGCUGUGUGCUGUGGGUGGCACACCUCAGCAACGGCAGACGGGGUACUUUUGGUAGUUUUGCUCAUAUUAGUCAAUAUGUUGUAAUGUGUCUUGUGUUAACUUGUUGGAAUUAUUCAUCUGGAAAAAAAAACACCAUAUAGACAUCUUCAAUGAAUUCAGUGUUACAUUUGAUCAUAAAUUUCCCACAUUGUUCAUGUGUGAUUUGGAGCCCAUUUGAUUGGCUUUAUUCUAUGUGCCCGUAUGUACAAACAUGUUUGGGCAUUGGUUAAUUAAGCACAAUCAAAUCGAAAUAGAUCAAAACACCUAUGAACAUUGACAUUAUUUAAGUAUGCUAUUUUGCUAAAAAAAAAAAAAAAAAAAUGUUUUUUCUUUUAAAUGUCUGCACCAUUUCACCAACACAACUGUCAAAAACUUCAUUUAUUAUUAUUUUUUUGCUUCAGGAUAAAUGUUUUUAAUAUCGUAUUAAACUGAUCAAGGACCCUUAUAAAUAAUAAGAAUAAAAUCAUGGUAAACACCGUAAUAUAGGCAAAUAUCGCAUCGCUGUCCGGAGAACAGAUAUUGGAUCGUCAUGAAAUUGGUGUGUGUUCGUUGAAUGGCUCCCCCUUGACCCUUAUAAGUCCAAGUGCUGUAAAAUGGAUGAAUGGACUUGACUGUAGGCUUAGUAGUGCUCUCUGUGGGAGUCAUUUCCCAUGAAUGUGUCCUUCUGACAUCCUGCUCCUCCCUUACCUCUCCAUCCAGGGCCACAGAGCCUUGAGACCCUUCAAAUGAGCAACUGUUUUUCCUCAGUCUUCUUUUGUCAGUGAUAAAAUUCCUCGCAGCAACAUUCUUGACACUGUCAGGUAAUGAUCUAAACCAAACAAACUACAAGGUCAAGAUGGACAAAAGGCCAGUUGGUACAGAGUUAUAGGAGCAAUAUGUAAAAUUUGGACUUCAAUUAAUUAUUAAAAGGCCCUAAUAUUUUAAUAGACAUAAAAAAAUAAAAACUUUUUGGGGAAAUACCUCUAACACGGUUCACAAUGGUUAAACCAAAAUUUUCCCAUUAAAAGUCUAGAUUAAAAGAUUGUCAACCCCUAAAUGUAGUUUUGAUUCGUUCAGGUUGCCAAAGCUCUAUAGGUGUCAUAAACUACAUAUUAGAUUUUCCUUUUUUUUCUCUCCAGCGAUGCCAACAGUAGCACUACCAGUUUCACCAAUGAGAUGUCACAACAAUAAUCACAUGACUCAAUUAUAACUACACUCGAGAUUGCCAUUAUAUGAUCAUGCUGGCCUGUUCAAUCACGUGGAGUCGUUAAAGCACCGUUAAAAAAUGAAAUAUUUGACAUGGAGCACUGCCCUCAACAUGACUCGAAAGCAGGGAUUUUAACCUUUCUUUGAGACGUGGCUGGGGCUUUCAGCAUGACAAUGAUCCCAAACACACAGCCAGGGCAACAAAGGAGUGGCUUCGUAAGAAGCAUUUCAAGGUCCUGGAGUGGCCUAGCCAGUCUCCAGAUCUCAACCCCAUAGAAAAUUUGUGGAGGGAGUUGAAAGUCCGUGUUGCCCAACGACAGCCCCAAAACAUCACUGCUCUGCAUGGAGGAAUUGGCCAAAAUACCAGCAACAGUGUGUGAAAAGCUUGUGAAGAGUUACAGAAAACGUUUGGCCUCUGUUAUUGCCAACAAAGGGUACAUAACAAAGUAUAGAGAUGCACUACUUUUGGUAUUGACCAAAUAUUUUCACCAUUGAUUUGCAAACAAUUAAAACAAAAAUUAAAAACAAAACAAUGUGAUUUUCUGUAUUUUUUUUUUCUCCACAUGUUGUCUCUCAUGGUUGAGGUUUAACCAUGUUGACAAUUACAGGCUCUCUAAUAUUUUUAAG
Molecule: messenger RNA, 6521 nt
Organism: Corythoichthys intestinalis (scribbled pipefish)
Lineage: Eukaryota; Metazoa; Chordata; Actinopteri; Syngnathiformes; Syngnathidae
Gene: cetp
Product: cholesteryl ester transfer protein, plasma
Exons: 18
Coding region: 205-1719 (504 amino acids)
Biological process (GO): low-density lipoprotein particle remodeling; phosphatidylcholine metabolic process; cholesterol homeostasis
Cellular component (GO): high-density lipoprotein particle
Molecular function (GO): cholesterol binding; phosphatidylcholine binding; cholesterol transfer activity
Source: RefSeq, a predicted model, not a curated record